AUGGAAAUGGAAUUACAAAAAGUUAUCAUUGUUGCCAUUAUGGCUGUUUCUCUGUUUUCACAAGUCAUAUUGGCUGCACCUUUACUGUCUAGUAACGAAGAAGAAGAAAGAUUACCAAAUGCUAUCGAUCGAAUUGUUUCAAGUCUCCAAAACGAAGAACCUUUGACACGAAAUAGACGCUAUGUUGUCAUCCAAGUUAUGGGUAAAAUUGCACGAAAUGAACGUCAGUACAGAGCUCGUCAUCCAGGAGUUGCCAGAAUGCACCACCGCCAUCGACGUCCACAAACUAUUGUGGUCAAGAAACAGUAAAUAUACCGUUUAACACAGAUCUUAAAAACAUAUUUGACAUUCGUUUCAAUAACUUUGAAAUAGAUUGUAGACAAAUAUAACAUUUUGACAAAUCUGAUCUCAAAUUUCAGCACUGAAAAUAUAUACUGAAACAUUGUUUAUAUUUAAGCUUCUUACUGUAAGGUAUAUUAUUAUAUAAUGCAAUUACUAUGUAAUUAUACGAAAACCUAGUGCUCAAAAGGACGGUUUCUAAUUUCACUAUUCGAAUAUUCCACGCUUCCGUUUGAUAUCCGGUUAAUCAUUUAGGGAAUUAUUUAUGCUAAAUAUUUGACACUUUUGCUAAAACCUGGCGUUGAAAGGAGGUAUAUAGCCUAUGUAUGAAUUUGAUGGACACUUAUAGCCCUUGCUCGCAACGACCAGUUUUCCCGCUGAAAUGGUUUUUGAAAUUCCAUUCGGAAUGUUGCAUCUUAAGUUAUAAGUGUCCAAGAUAUUCAUUAAUAGGCCCAUCAAAUAUCAUUACAGCUUAUAUUUGAAUUUGAAAAUUUACUGCAAAUUAUAUCAAACAUGAAUUCCUGAAUUAAAUUUUUUUCAUUAACUUUAAAACGGAUACCCGGUUAGCCUUUUGAGCACUAUAGGAAAACCAGCGGGUAGACACGUCGGUUUGUGAGUGUCCGAUGUGACGUUGGAAACACAGAAAUCUCAGCCACAAUAUAAACGGGGUGAUUCGGUCAAUAGAAUGUCCGACAAUUUCGUUUCAUUUUGUUUCAUUCCACAUUUUUGGAGAGUCAACAUAACUAAAACCUCGCCAUUGUCUUACGCAUGAAAGGAAGUAUAUUUUUGGUAAAUACACAUUUAAUUGUCAAUUUGUGCCGGCUCUUCUCUCAAUGAUUUAUAAGGUUGAGAAAAGUACCGAAUUAUACUUUAGUCGUGAUUGUGGUGCGAAUAGACGGCGUACUGUUUCCGUAUACGUUUUCCGGAGGGUGAAACGAUGCCGGAUUAUCGAAACAGUUAAGAAUUGAAAAAGCAAAUACACGAGGUACAGAUUCGGACACGAUAAAGACAUGAUUUCUCAGGUUUGCUUUAGUUAUGGAUUCAUAGUUUGACAAGGGUGUUGGUUAUAGUUGAAUAUGUGCAUGCCUUGGUGUCGGAAUCAGCAUUUUUAGACUUAAAGGAUUAAGGUGGGAUGGUUCUUCAAACCGCUGCAAACCAGUAAAUUAUCCUUUUUAAUAUCAGACUUUUUCAGGAUUUAUAUCAUAAACUUUAGAAAAAAUAUUAUACAGUACUAGUAAAAGCAUUUUUAAGAUCGUAGAAUCAAGAACAUUUGAUAUCCUUUUCGCUUUGCCCUGUUGUCCGGUUUGCUGAUUUGUAAAACUAUCCCACUGAAUUUUAUGUCUUUCAUUAUCAAGAGAUAUUUUACAUUAUGUAAAUUUCAGUUUUGUAAAAAAAAAAUAGUUCGCUUUUCAUUUUUUUUUUUUCACUUUUCGGAUUAUUUCUUACUUUGUUCCAAACUAGGAUUUCAAAUUAUAACCUGUAAAUCAAAGCGCAGUGUCAUUUUAAUAUUCAUAUCUGAUAUUGGAUUUAUUUGAUUAGCUUUUAGCCUAAAUUGCAUAUUUGUAAUCCCUUUGUUUUCAUACUUUAAUCCCUUCAACUAUUUAUUACUUAUUUCUAGAUGCUUCGUUUUCUAUUUGGGUUACUGUACUCACUAUCCAUGGUCUGGUAAAUUUCUUAUAAUAUUAUGUUCAGUCGAAUUUUGACACUUUUUCAUAGUAGCUAUUCGAAAACACUAAAAAAGCAGACUAGCAAUGUAUUUUAUUUAACAUGGCAUAUAAUUGGCUAAUUUCAAUGACCUAGACCUUGAGGUAUAUAGCAAUUGCGUCAGAUCAUGAAUGGAAAAUGUACCGGAAACGAAACAUCUAGAUCUUUGUUGCUAUCAGAUCGUUGACCCCAUUGACUGCAUUUUAGUGACCGGUCGCAAAAUGAUACUCCAUGAUAGAUAAAAACAAGAAUAGGAAUAAUUAUAUCUUUUGAUAAUGAAUGGUGUUGUUUUACCUUGUAAUUGUUUUGUUUUUUUACCCUAGUUGUCAAAUGAAUUGUAUUGAGGUCGAAUUGGAGAUGGAAUUUGAUCCCAUCUGAUUAAAAUAACAACUCUAGAUAAUUCGUUUCGUUUUCGACUGUGGGCUACUUCAUUGAUUCUGAAAAAAUUAUCCACGAUAAACAAAAACCAGUAACAAAAUAUCUAAAGUUUUAUUUUCAUUCGAUCUACUUCCACUUUUAAUUCUACCUCGAAGUGAAAUUCAAUUUGACCACAGUUUUUUUCAAAGUUGUUUUUUUUUUUUUAAAAAUUGGGCCAUAUAUUUUAACAAUAAUUUGGACAAAGAAAGAUGAUUAUAUAGUUUAAAUUCUGAACCAUAUUCCGAAAGAAAUUACUCCUUACAAUUUUACUGUUACAUAGAACAGUAUACGAUAAAACACAAUAUCAUUCCUGUGUAUAUAUACUUUCAUUGUUAUGUUUUGUUAUUGUUAUUGUGAUACAUUGACCCUUUUUGAUAAUAAAAUGAG
This is a messenger RNA of Lottia gigantea (owl limpet), 2847 nucleotides long. RefSeq lists its product as hypothetical. The record is from RefSeq and is a predicted model, not a curated record. The coding region runs from base 1 to 309 and encodes 102 amino acids. Lineage: Eukaryota; Metazoa; Mollusca; Gastropoda; Lottiidae. The transcript has 3 exons.